GUGUGUGUGUGUAUAUUGACAGGUGAAAGAGGGAGGACUUUUGUGUUGCUUGGAAGGCAGUCUCGGAACACAACCCAGUACUCGUCCCUUGUCUCGUUUGCAACAUUUGUGGCAAUAUUGUGAGCAUCGUUUGGCAGUAAUAUGGGUGGACCUGCCCCAGAUCCUGUGUUUGUUUUACGGGGAGCAGAAUCACCAGUGACAGCUGUGACCUUUCUCAAUGUAGAUGCAACAGAGGGCCAAAGAGACAAGUACAUAGCAGCUGGAACACAAGAUGGCAAAAUUCUUCUUUGGAACCUUAAGACAAAAUGCAAGACGGCAGAAUGGAUAGCUCAUGCAGGUUCAUCCAUCCACUGGCUCCAUAGUGAAUCUCCUGACAUGCUGUGGUCUCUAGGGAGAUCUGAUAGUGUAAAGGCAUGGGACAUCCAUUCCUCUUCCCCUGAUGUUGUAUCAACAUAUCCUGUGGUGGAUUACCUUGGAUUCAGUUCUUCACACUUUAUACAAGUAGACAGUGACACAAGACUGCUGUCACUUCCUGGCCCAUCACAGGAGGGAGUGACUGUCUGGGAUAUUGGUAAAAACUUCAAAAUUGGUACUUUAGUACCUCCGGAUGUCAAGGCUUAUGGUAGCAUGAUGCAACCAAAAUGGAUCAAAGUUCAAGAUAUCACUGCUCUUGGUGUUUUGUAUGAGAGUGGAUAUAUUGUACUGUGGGACUGGGCUAAUUCAAAGAUCUUCAGUCAACACCAAGUGACUGAAAACCCAAUGUGCUUUACUUUUGAUGAAUCUUCUCAGACUGGCAUUAUUGGGACUGCAGCUGAAAAAAUAUUUGUAUUCAGUAUUCAGAACAAUUUGAACAUCUCCAUAGUGAAGGAGCUCUCUAUCACUAAUGCUGGUGUUUCCUCUUGUGUCAUACGUCCUGAUGGAAAGCUGUUUGUUACAGGAGGAUGGGAUUCACGCAUUCGUUUCUUUUCCAGUAAAAAAUGUAAGCCAUUAGCAGUGUUGAUGUACCACAAAAAGACGGUAGAAUGUAUUGCUUAUUCAAAAGGUAAUAUAGAAGAGUUAGGUGGAGGAUUUAUAUUAGCUGCUGGCUCCUCUGAUAAGAGUGUAUCCCUGUGGAACAUAUUCAACUAAGAUUCAUAAUGUAAUAUUGCACACCUAAUAAUAAAUUGUCUCAUUGAA
Molecule: messenger RNA, 1176 nt
Organism: Portunus trituberculatus (swimming crab)
Lineage: Eukaryota; Metazoa; Arthropoda; Malacostraca; Decapoda; Portunidae
Product: guanine nucleotide-binding protein subunit beta-like protein 1
Exons: 3
Coding region: 142-1128 (328 amino acids)
Molecular function (GO): protein binding
Source: RefSeq, a predicted model, not a curated record